This is a messenger RNA of Brassicogethes aeneus, 2580 nucleotides long. Lineage: Eukaryota; Metazoa; Arthropoda; Insecta; Coleoptera; Nitidulidae. The record is from the annotation of a GenBank genome assembly.
GUUUUGUUACCAUCACUUGUCAUAAGGUUAUAGUUGGAUGUAUUUUUAUUGAAUUAAAUAAAAAUUAUCUGGUAUUAUCGUUAACUAAAAUUAUUUAUGUAAAACGAUAUGUUUUCACUACAAAAUCAAAACCAGGCAUUCAUAACACUUUCGCAAGUUUCAACGAAAAUAACUCCAAAACGAAAUGUAUUGCUAAAUAAAAAGUCCAGCCAGAAAGCCAAGCAAUCCAACAUACUAUGUUUAGAUAGUUUUUUAGAAACUUUAAAGAACUGUGACUUUUCCUUUGCAAGACACAUAAACACAAAGUCAUUGUUUGAAAACAGAUUAUUAAACAACUUUAAAGUAUCCUACGUAUCUAAUGACAGUUUCUUCGAAAACAAGCAUGGAUUUUCAGAGCAAAAAUCAACUCCAGAUUUAGUACCGACACUGGUUUUCCAAAAAAACAACAAAAAUCUCCAUGUUCCUCAAGGGUUCUACCAGACUUUGGUCCACAAUUUAAAGCAAGACAAUAAUUGCAAAUUUAAUAUACAAGUGAGGGGUUUUAAGACUGACAGAAGUAUAAAAGCUGAAGUUAAACGGAAUCCAACUUUAACAUCGCGAUUUAAAAGUGCUUUUGGGUUUCAAGGGCCUGAGAAUGUUGAUCCAAAACUAUCAGGCAACGUGGUGACAAACUCAGACAAGUUGAAAAAUAUUCUUACCUCGGACGAUAGCAAUGUUUCAGAAACUGAAAAACAAAGAAUCAAAAUUGCCUUUGCGGAGGGAUACUUACUGGGAAACACAAACCCCAAAACUGGGAAGGCCACCAAAUACUUCAGAAUAGUACAACAAGUUUUAACUAUUGUUAUAUUUAUGGCUAUAGUUAUUAGUUUAAUGGCUAGUACAAAUGGCUCAAUAUUUAGAAUUCAAUUAGGUAAUCAAGUUGAGGUUGACCCGGAAGAUAUCCAUGUAACAUUUGACGAUGUUAAAGGAGCUGAUGAGGCCAAACAAGAACUAAAAGAUGUGGUUGAGUUUCUCAGGAGCCCUGAUAAAUUUUCCACUUUAGGUGGCAAAUUACCAAAGGGAGUUCUACUUGUUGGACCACCAGGAACUGGAAAGACUUUGCUGGCAAGGGCUGUAGCUGGCGAAGCGGGAGUGCCGUUUUUCCACGCUGCAGGACCGGAAUUUGACGAGGUGUUGGUGGGGCAAGGGGCCAGGAGGGUCCGCGACCUGUUCAAGGCCGCGAAGGAGAGGGCGCCCUGCGUGAUAUUCAUCGACGAAAUCGAUUCGGUCGGUUCGAAGAGGACGAACAGCGUCCUGCAUCCGUACGCGAACCAGACGAUAAACCAGCUGCUCAGCGAGAUGGACGGCUUCCACCAGAACGAAGGCGUGAUCGUGUUGGGGGCGACGAACAGGCGGGAGGAUCUCGAUCAGGCUCUGCUCAGGCCCGGAAGAUUCGACGUGGAGGUAACAGUACCUACUCCUGAUUUUACUGGAAGAAGGGACAUUUUGGGUUUAUAUUUAAGCAAAAUAUUGGCAAAGGACAUAGAUUUAGAUUUAUUGGCACGUGGUACCACUGGAUUUACCGGUGCCGAUUUAGAGAAUAUGGUAAACCAAGCUGCACUAAGGGCCGCGAUAGACGGAGCCGAAUGCGUGGGCAUGAAGUACCUGGAGUCGGCGCGCGACAAGGUGCUGAUGGGACCCGAGCGUAAGUCGCGCAUCCCCGACGAGGAGGCGAACACGAUCACGGCCUACCACGAGGGCGGGCACGCGAUCGUCGCCUACUACACGAAAGACAGCCAUCCGCUGCACAAGGUGACCAUCAUACCGAGAGGGCCUAGUCUCGGGCACACCGCCUACAUCCCGGAGAAGGAGCGCUACCACGUGACCAAGUCGCAGCUGCUCGCCAUGAUGGACACGAUGAUGGGCGGAAGGGCUGCCGAGGAGCUGGUCUUCGGCCCCGAGAAAAUCACUUCCGGUGCAAGUUCCGAUUUGAAACAAGCAACUUCGAUUGCCACCCAAAUGGUCAAAGAUUGGGGCAUGUCCGAAAAAAUUGGUCUUCGAACAAUGGUUGAAAAUUCCAAACCCUUUGCAGGAGAAACAUUGGGGCCUUCCACAAACGAACUGAUUGAUAAUGAAAUCCGAAGAAUCUUGUCUGAAAGCUAUGAUAGAGCCAGGCAAAUACUAAAAGCGCACGCUAAAGAACACAAGGCUCUUGCCGAAGCCUUAUUGAAAUACGAAACCUUAGAUGCAGAAGAUAUUAAGGCUAUAAUGGCAGAAAAAACUGUCACAGAAAAGUCGUAAUAUACAAUUAGUUGACAAAAUUUAAUGAUAUUCCAAUUUUGUUGUUGUUUUUAUUUAGUUAGUUUUUCUAAUAGUUAAAGAUCUUUUUAUUAUUUUUGAUUGUAUAACACCAAUAUUGCUCUAUUUGACAGUAGUUUUAAUGGAACCUUUAGUCAAGUCUUUUUUGUAAAUAUCUAAAAAUACACCACUGUAACCAGGCCUUUGUUGACUUAAUAAUGAAUAUAUUAACAUUACAGGUUAUUCGCAGUUUUAUUUAUUUGUUUGUAAAUUACAGUGGGAAUUGUUGAAACAUUAAUAAAG